Lontra canadensis (Northern American river otter) is the source of this 1168-nucleotide messenger RNA. It is a transcript of the gene CLEC2A, whose product is annotated as C-type lectin domain family 2 member A. NCBI's taxonomy places the organism in Eukaryota, Metazoa, Chordata, Mammalia, Carnivora, Mustelidae. The transcript is spliced from 5 exons. The record is from RefSeq and is a predicted model, not a curated record.
UCGCUCCUGUUAUACAGAAAGCUUGCUUGGCUUUUUGUGAUCCAAGUCUGUAAGUCCUUCUAGUUAUCUUCUUUGAUUUGGAUCAAUCACCACAGUUGCCAUGAUCACCCCAGAGCAGCAUGAUGGCAGGCAUGAUAACUGGAAACACAGGAUAAUUUGCAAGUUGAAAAAAUGCUGGAUGUUAUACCUUUGUAUGUGCAUCAUACUUCUCAUAGUGGUCAUUCUUGUGAUAGCAGUAUUUUUCAAAUGUCCCAAAACUGUGGAAUGUUCAGGUGAAUGGAUUGGAGUAAGAAAGAAGUGUUUCUAUUUUUCCAGUGAUACCAAAAAUUGGAUAGCCAGUGAACAAUUUUGCCUUUCACAGGGAUCAGAACUUGCUCAUAUUGAUACACAAGAGAAUACGGAGUUUUUGAGGAGACAUGCAGGAACUUUUAUGCACUGGAUUGGAUUGAACAGAAAACAAGGAGAAUCUUGGAAAUAGACAAAUGGUACCAUAUUCAAUCCUUGGUUUGAAAUUAGUGGGAAUGGAUCCUUUGCUUUUCUGAAUGCUGACGGAGUCCAUAGUUCUAGGGGAUUUAUUGAUAUUAAAUGGAUUUGCAGCAAAUUUUAAUUUUAAUUGAGAAAAAAAACUGGAAAAUGACUCUCACACUUCAGAGAUAAAGAAAAGGCCUAGGUAGGCAAUAGUUCUCACUAGUUAUGUUGCUGAAUACUGAAUUUUGCAGAUUUUAAACAAAGGAAUUAAAAACUGUUGAAUGAAAGAACCUCAUCAAAUCAAGACACACAACUGCCCAUUAUAAGCACAAAUCAGGAAACUUCUACUAAAGAGAAGCAAAUAAAGUAAUGACAAAUAAUUAGAUGACAUGCAACUGCAAUAAUGAUUUUAAGCAAAUUUAAAGAGAUCUAUGUUGAUAGGCCAGCCAACAUUUACUUAGCUUAAGAGUUAGAGAAAUAUAUGUGUUCCAAAUGUGUAAAUAUUACAAAAUACUAACAAUAAUAACUUUGGCGGAAAGAAAUGUUAUAAGAGAAUAACCUAUGAAAAGACAUUCACUUCAAUGACAUAAAAACAAGGAAAAACCCACCCAUAAGGAUCCUAACUCUAUCAAUAAAAAUCACUGAUAAAUGAUCAGAAUUAUAUAUUAAAUUAUAAAGCUCACUCAAAGCAAUCUACAGA